Molecule: messenger RNA, 791 nt
Organism: Sapajus apella (tufted capuchin)
Lineage: Eukaryota; Metazoa; Chordata; Mammalia; Primates; Cebidae
Product: transmembrane protein 170A-like
Exons: 3
Coding region: 11-241 (76 amino acids)
Biological process (GO): endoplasmic reticulum tubular network organization
Cellular component (GO): endoplasmic reticulum membrane
Source: RefSeq, a predicted model, not a curated record
CUCCCCAGAGAUGUGGUAUGGUGUGUUUCUGUGGGUACUGGUGUCUUCUCUCUUCUGUCAUGUCCCCGUUGGAUUACUGGCCCUCUUCACCCUCAGACAUCACAAAUAUGGUGCAGCUAUUGCUGGAGUUUACCGAGCAGCAGGAAAGCAAAUGAUACCAUUUGAAGCCCUCACUUUUGGCACUGGACAGACGUCUUGCGUCGUGGUGGUCUCCUUUUUACGGAUUUUAGCUACUCUAUAGCAUACAUCCUUAUGCCUAGAUGUUGAACCUAAACUUUAUGGAAUCCUCCAAAAGAAUACAUUAGGGAGUGUAGAGUUUUCUUAGUUCUUCAAAUGAAGCAACUUGGGUGAACGGGAAAGUGAAGGACAACAUCUUAACCUUUUCUUCAGUUCGAAGUUCAUAGAAUUGAAGACUUUUGUGGACUCCCAUUGUUCUCAACCAAAACAAAACAAGUCUCCUGGCUUUCUUUUUUGAAGAUACUUAAUUUAAGCAGUUUUCACAUGUACCUUUACCCAAGUCAAGUCAACUGUGCCUCUGGGGUGGUAUCCCUUGCACUGAAGUUUACAAUAUUCUGUGAGAUGUUGCAUAUUUUAAAAAACUAUGGAAGAUACUGGUUUAUUUCAAAUGGGCAGAGUAUGUUGUAUUAAAAUCUUAGUUUAUCUAAAAAAAAAAAUGGCAAUUUUAGCCAUCAGUUUUAUUUAGUUAUCAGUUCUAUUUAGACAGAGAGAGACCUUGUCUCAAACUAAGUAAAUAAAAUUUUUAUUUAUUUUGAGACAAGAUCUCACUGUGU